Molecule: messenger RNA, 309 nt
Organism: Trypanosoma grayi
Lineage: Eukaryota; Euglenozoa; Kinetoplastea; Trypanosomatida; Trypanosomatidae
Exons: 1
Coding region: 1-309 (102 amino acids)
Source: RefSeq, a predicted model, not a curated record
AUGCGGAAACAACUGGCCCAGGCGCAUCAACAGUUGCGACAAAUCCGGGUGAAAAUAGAAGAAGCCCACCAAACAAAGGAGAACUCGAGUGCGAUGGAGAACAUCACCGCUCUUCCGUUCCCGUCGCAGAACGUCAUGCAGAAGAUGCCAUCAAAACAAUUUUUCAGCACGGCCCCCGGAGGCCAGCGGAUGAACAUCGCCUCGGCUACGGUUUUGGACGCCGUACCAUAUAAAGGGGGCGGCGCUGAAUAUCGCCCGAACAUGGGGGGUGCGGAAUACAGGAUUUCAGACGGAAAGCGUGGGGCAUGA